Molecule: messenger RNA, 1962 nt
Organism: Miscanthus lutarioriparius
Lineage: Eukaryota; Viridiplantae; Streptophyta; Magnoliopsida; Poales; Poaceae
Source: the annotation of a GenBank genome assembly
AUGAGGGUCCGCACGGCCAUUCUCCUCCUGCUAAUCCUCGUCGUCCUCUUCCUCGCCGCGUCGACGUCGGCGGCCAGGAAGGCCGGCGACAUGCGGGGGCGGCAGCGACAGAUCCUACUGCAGGAGAAGGCGACUCUGCUGGCCCUGAAGCAGGGGCUCACGCUGCCGUCGUCGGCAGCGGCGGCCUUGGCGGACUGGAACGAGUCCAACGGCAACGUCUGCGGCUUCACCGGCGUCAGGUGCGACUGGCGGCGGGAGCACGUUGUUGGGCUCUCUCUCGCCAAGAUGGGCAUCCGUGGCGUUAUUCCACCGGUCAUUGGCGAGCUCUCUUACCUCCGGAUCCUUGACUUGUCCAAAAACAACAUCUCUGGCCAGGUACCGACGUCCGUCGGCAACCUCACGCGACUGGAGGGCCUCUUCAUGAACAACAACGGCAUCUCCGGCAGCAUCCCUUCAAUCUUCAGCGACCUCUUACCACUCCGGACGAGGCUCCGGCAACUCGACUUCUCCAACAAUCACAUCUCCGGUGCCCUUCCGCUGGACCUCGGCAGAUUUGGGCAACUCCAAAGCCUUAACAAAUACCUCAACCUAACAAGCCUCAAGGAUCUGGAAAUGUCCGUCAACCAUCUGACGGGGCAGAUUCCAGCCGAGCUCUCCAACCUCGUACGGCUCCGGACACUCGGCGUCUCCUCCGACCGUAUCACCGGUGCCAUUCCGCCGGCCCUCGGCAGCCUUGGGCAGCUCCAAAUCCUCAACGUCUCCGGCAACCACAUCUCUGGCACCAUCCCUCCGUCCAUCGGCAACCUGACUCAACUUGUGUUCCUCUGCAUGCAAAAAAACUUCAUCUCUGGAGAGAUCCCUCUGGCCAUCUGCAACCUAACAAGCCUUUGGGAUCUCGAAAUGUCCGUCAACCAGCUGACGGGGCAGAUUCCAGCCGAGCUCUCCAACCUCCAGAACAUUGGAGCCAUUGACCUCGGCAGUAACCAACUCCAUGGAGGAAUACCACCUUCCCUUUCCGAGCUGACGGACAUGUUCUACUAUCUCGGACUCCGGCAAAACAACCUGUCCGGGAACAUCCCGCCAGCUAUCUUCCUCAACUGCACAGGGUUGGGCCUCGUCGACGUCGGCGAUAAUAGUCUUUUUGGCGAGAUCCCCCGCGCCAUCUCGAGCACCACCAAGUGCCAGUUCGUCGUCAUCAACCUCUACUCCAACAAGCUCCGAGGGACGCUUCCACGGUGGAUCGCCAACUGCACCGAUCUGAUGACGCUAGAUGUGGAGGACAACUUGCUGAACGACGAGCUGCCUACGAGUAUCAUCUCGGGCAUGAAAAAGUUAAUGUACCUGCAUUUGUCUAUCAACAGUUUCCGGAGCCACGACGGCAACAGCAACUUGGAUCCAUUCUUCGUCGCGCUGUCGAACUGCACGAGCUUACAGGAGGUGGAGGCCUCCGCCGUGGGGAUGGGUGGGCAGCUUCCAAGUCGGCUGGGCUCGCUGCUCCCGAUCAGCAUUUGCCACCUCAACCUGGAGUCGAACACCAUCGAGGGCCCAAUCCCGGAGUCUGUCGGGGACGUCAUCAACAUGACGUGGAUGAACCUGUCGAGCAACUUGCUGAACGGGACGAUCCCGACGUCCCUCUGCCGGCUGAAGAGCCUGGAGCGGCUCGCGCUGUCCAACAACUCCCUGACAGGUGAAAUUCCAGCGUGCAUUGACAGCGCCACGAGCCUCGGCGAGCUGGAUCCGUCGGGCAACGUGCUGUCAGGGGCCAUCCCCAGCAGCAUCGGGAACCUUGCCGAGCUCCGAUAUCUCUUCCUGCAGGGAAACAAGCUGUCUGGGACCAAUCUGUAUGCCAUCGACCUCUCCAGCAACAGCUUGACCGGGGUGAUACCAGUAGCGAGCCUUGGCCGCUGCACACUAAUUCGCCUUGACCUCUCAAGCAACCGCUUCAACGGCACCUUGUAUUAA